UAAAAAUUGUCAUUGAUUUAUAAUGACCAUAUCCCUGAUUUUAUUGAAGUGGGUGAUUCUCUGUUGUUUUAUACUUUGCAGUGUUGGCUCCUUCCACAUUAGCUUUGAAGUCAAAGGCCUUUCAACUGACACUCAGGUUAAGUGGGAGAACCUGCACUUUACACUCAACAUGUGUUUAGUACAUUCAAGCAUAACUAACCACACCUUUCUCAACACUUCACGCAACAUUUUAGUUGUGGUUCGAAACUGUGCCAUUUCUGACGCUCCUCUUCCUCUCUCUACUCAGUUCUGUCUCUGCUUACCAACCUGUCACAUAGGAGAAUCAGAGAGGCGAAAAAAACACCAAGACAAGCAAGGCGAUCGGUCACUUUUAGCGGAGUACCAGCUCCAGGACAAAGUGUUGCCAUGGUCACCACGGUGGCUUCUGCUCGGGCUUCUCUUGUUCCCAUUGGCUAAAGAUGGAAAAGCAGUUCCAUGGAAACCCUGUACAGAUCUCCUUCCUCUGGACCUCCUGUCACGGGUUCUCCCCCAAAGUGGGGAAGCUGUGUCUGGGGUUCGUAUGGUGCAGGAGGGGGGUGUGCGCGGAGUGCAGUUCUCCAGUCCCAGUGAGGCUCUCAGCUUCCCAUCCUCUCAGCUCUUCAUCAACUGUCACUUUUUUCCUCAGGAAUUCUCCAUUAUAGUGACACUCAAAGUGGCUCGCAUUGCACAAAAGAGGAGUGAAUAUAUCUUCUCCGUGGUGGAGGAGGAACAGGACCAGUUGCUGCUUGGCCUGAGAUAUUCUGCAGACAGGGUCCACUUCCUGUACAAGGGCCCGACAGGCAGAGAGCGCUUAACCUUCAGAGGGAUCCGAUUAGCAGACAGCCAGUGGCACAGCUUGGUGUUGGCCGUGAGCGGCCGCCAUACCACCCUUACCGUGGACUGUGGCUUACCUCUGGAGCUGGUUCAUGAGCGUUCAUUUCCCUCCGACUUCAAUGCAGAGGGCUCCAGAUUCUUCAUUGGCAGUUGCAAACGCUGGAAAGGCCUGUUCUCUGGUUUACUGCGACAGCUGGUUCUGUUGCCGGGAUCAGAUGGAACUUCACAAGUCUGUCCCUCCUCUAAACCCAGACUGGCUGAAAUCUCUGUACCUCCAGUUCUGUCAGAUCUGCCAGUCAAACCAUCUGGGAAUGAAGUUCUCAUGCCUCCAUACGAGGCUGAAGUUCGGGUCACCAUGGGGUCCAGCCCCCCCUGCACUAGUACUGAGCAGGGACACCUGUGGUUUAACACACUGAAGAAAGGCCUUUUCCUCUGCGAUGGUGCAGACUGGCUGCCCAUGUUACAAGAGAAAGAAAGACUGGACUAUGUAGAUGAUUAUCAGGAUCUCUAUACCAGCUCAGAGACACUCGACAUUGAGCUUUUCCAGAUUCCAUCUGUUGGCCUGUUCGCAGCCAUGGCCCAUCGGGGUGCCAAGCCAGGCUCCGCUAUCUACCAGUGGAAGGCUGGCAAGUUUGAGCUCUACCAGAACAUCAGUACCUUCAAAGCCCAGGCCUGGAAACAUUUUAAUGUUGGCAAAAAGACGUUCUUGGCGGUGUCAAACUCUGGAGGGUCUGUGGAGGGUGAGAAGGAACUUUCUGUGAUUUAUGAGUGGAGCUCCAAGAGGCUGAGGUUUGUGCGUUACCAGACCUUAGAGACCUACAGUGCACGUGAUUGGGAGGCCUUCUGUAUCCAUGAUGAUGUUUUCCUGGCUGUGGCCAAUCACAGAACAGGACAUGGCAACCACAACAUUGACAGUGUCAUCUACAGAUGGAAUCCAGGUACCAAAGCCUUUGAAGUGAACCAGACCAUUUCUACUUCAGGAGCUUAUGACUGGGAGUUUUUCACUGUAGGACCCUACCAUUUCCUAGUGGUAGCCAACGCCUUUGAUGGUUCCUCAACGCGCAUUGACUCUUCCAUCUACAUCUGGCUUGGUGGGGCUUUCCAGCUUUUUCAAACCAUCAGAACAUACGGAGCGACAGACUGGGAGAUGUUUCAGAUCGGGAACAGAGUCUUCCUGGCGGUGGCCAACGGUCACAUGCUGUACGAGAGAGGCCCGAGCCUCUAUGCUAUCAACUCUACUAUAUAUGAGUUAGACAUGACCACCAAAAUGUUCUUGAAGUUUCAGGACCUUGUUACUUACAGUGCGGUGGACUGGGAGUUCUUCACACUGGGAGACGAACAUUUUCUGGUGGUGGCCAACUCAUACGACGGAGCAUCCUACUCUUUAAACAGUAUUAUCUACAGGUGGCAAGGCUACGAAGGCUUUGUACCCAUUCACAGAUUGCCUACCAUCGGGUGCAGCGACUGGGAAUUCUUCAAAUCAGCAGAGGGCGCCUACCUGAUGUAUUCCAGCGCCAAAGUGCCACUUUCCAAAGUGUUUAAGCUGAGGACUCACUGA
Chanos chanos (milkfish) is the source of this 2410-nucleotide messenger RNA. RefSeq names its product thrombospondin-type laminin G domain and EAR repeats a (gene tspeara). Lineage: Eukaryota; Metazoa; Chordata; Actinopteri; Gonorynchiformes; Chanidae. The record is from RefSeq and is a predicted model, not a curated record. The coding region runs from base 23 to 2410 and encodes 795 amino acids. Gene Ontology annotation, biological process: signal transduction. The transcript is spliced from 16 exons.